AUGAAAGGUGUAAUAUUCUUCUUUGUUCUUACUGCUACGUUCGGCAGUGUUCGCAGUCAACAGGCAUGUAUGAAUGGUAAUUGGGCGCAAUGUGCUGCGGAAGCCGUAACACAAUUCCGUCAACUUUAUUCAUCGUACAAUACUUGGCACGAUAACGAGCAAGUACCAAUGUUCGGCACAACAUGCUAUUCAGCGAGCAAAGCAGGUUUCUAUCGUUGGAAUUGGCGUUGGCAAGGACGAUUCUGGUGUCCCACUCUAUCAGGCCUUGAAGGAUAUUCGAACAAUUGGGAGAGCCAAAAAGGUGCCAUUGAGCAUGCGGUUGAGGAUUACGUACGAAAAGGCGCACAACAUGGCUUUCUGCCGCCUAAGCGAUUGUUGGAUCCGCUUGAUGGUCCAGGACACCGUGAGCUCUCUGCAGAACCCGUUCAAAAGAUUACAAGAUUUCGAAAUGCUGAGACUGGCUACAGACUAGAUUCCAAUGGCUACGGGGAGGCAUAUGUGCUUGAAAGCAAUGGUGGUGACUAUCAAGUCUGGCAUAUAAUAAAUGCUGAUGAUAAUAGUGUUUAUAUAAGGAAUAAGAAAACCGAUUUAUUUUUAGACAGUAAUUGGGAAGGGAAGGUUUACACAUUACCUGCAAAUAAAGGUGCAUAUCAAAGAUGGAGAUUCGAUGGCCUUCGUAUUAUUAAUAUUGCAACUGGUCGAGCUUUAGAUUCAAGUUACAAUAAAAAACUUUAUACGUUAAAUCCAAACGGAGGCAAUUACCAGAACUGGAUUCAGGAAUAG
This is a messenger RNA of Adineta steineri, 783 nucleotides long. The record is from the annotation of a GenBank genome assembly. Lineage: Eukaryota; Metazoa; Rotifera; Eurotatoria; Adinetida; Adinetidae.